This is a messenger RNA of Nematostella vectensis (starlet sea anemone), 2192 nucleotides long. RefSeq names its product vesicular inhibitory amino acid transporter. The coding region runs from base 759 to 2066 and encodes 435 amino acids. Gene Ontology annotation, molecular function: amino acid transmembrane transporter activity. The transcript has 2 exons. The record is from RefSeq and is a predicted model, not a curated record. Lineage: Eukaryota; Metazoa; Cnidaria; Anthozoa; Actiniaria; Edwardsiidae. Gene Ontology annotation, biological process: amino acid transmembrane transport. Gene Ontology annotation, cellular component: vacuolar membrane.
CAAUUUGGAGCAUUAAUAACAAAUUCGCAUGACUACUGUCAGAAUGGAUAUUAUAAAGAUUUCAUACUGUCCCAAUCGCGCAACCCGCACAAUCAAAUAUUUUAGGAAAUAUGUUAAUUUAGGUUUCGUGAUAUUUAAGGUUGGUGCGCUUGUAUAGCCUCGUGGCUUGACCAAGAAGUCCGAUUAUUAGGGUGUGUUUACAUGACGCCGGAUCGACUUUCGAUCCGGGGUGAACUCACACCGUUUUUUUCAGUCCCCCUCUUGUACACCUGUAUUUUGUAACUCCGCGUUUACAUGAUUCCGCGACAAAACUGAAGUCGUUCCGGAUCGAAGUCGCACCGGUUCUCGCUCCGGAUCGAAAUUUCGUUCUGGUGCGAGAAUUUACUCACAUUUACUCGCGGUAUCUUGAAACGCGGAUCGAAAGCUCAAUCCAGGGCGAGAUUGCCGGUCGAGCUGCCUGGAACGAGUAGCGCACGCGCAUUGAUCUCCAAAUACCCAAGAUGGCGGAAUCGAGUAAAGGGAAAGAGCGAGUGCUGUCCUGAAGCAAUGCAGGCUCGCCGUCAGGCAUUCCGCCAUGUAAACGUGGAACGAAACUCAAAGUCAACCCCGAACGAAACUCGAUCCGGCAUCAUGUAAACAGCCCCUUAGGAAAAUACAGCCAGGCGAUGAGUUCGGUCACACGGUUGGUCUUCAAACCAGGCUUAAAAUGUUGAGGUCACGCAAUCUUGUUUUGUCACACGUGUGAGAAAAGCCUCAAGAUGGCGACAAAUAAGUGCAAAGAACCGAGCACGAGUGCAUACUUGGACGUGCCCUUUUCAAUGAUCCCAUUUGAAGACGAGUGCCCGUCCCGCCCCCAGGAGACCACGCCCAAGGGUAAAAAGAGGCACGAAGGUACCCCUGUGUGUGAAGCCAUUCUGAAUCUCCUGAGCGACAUCUUGGGGAGUGGAUUAUUGGCGUUACCGUAUGUGGUAUCCCAAGGUGGCAUCUCCGCACUUGUCAGCAUCCUCGUUAUCCCUAUUAUUUGCUACUACACCGGGCAAAUCCUUAUUGACUGUCUCUACGAGAAAUCGUACAAUGGGGUCCGGUACCGGGUGAGGCACUCUUACAAGGAGAUCGGAGAGGCUUGCUGGCCAGGAUAUGGCGGUAUCAUCACUGUUGUGAUCCAGGGUGUCAAGUUAUUCCUGAGUGCCGCGUCUUACAUCGUGCUUAGCGCUGCGCUUAUCUCUAGUAUGUUACAGGACCUCGGCUUCGGUGACCGUCUUUGGAUCCUUAUCGCUGCGCUCGUAGGCCUACCCAUGAUCCUCGCUAAGAAUUUAUCCCAAGUUGCGUGGCUUAGUCUACUGAGUAUUGCGGCACUGCUGGCGGCGGUCGUGGUGGUUUCUGGGUACGGGUACUCGCAGAGCCGCCCCUGGGAGUUGACGGUACUUCCCGUGGCCUCCCUAGCGGGGACGCCUUUUGCGAUUAGUGUGGUGACGUUUAGUUACGUUGCGCAUGGUAUUCUACCCACUAUAGAGGAAAACAUGACAGACCGUACACGAUUUAAUUCCAUGUUAGCCAUAACAUACGCCUUCUGCGCUGUUUUGCGCACCUUUUUUGCCAUCAAUGGUUUCUUCUCCUUCUACGGUAAUAUCCACCCUGUCAUUAGUAAUAGUCUUCCCGCGAAUAGCGCGAUCCACGUGACGGUCAACGCCCUCCUCGUGGCCUACUCCAUUCUGUGUUACCCCUUUCUGGCCGUCGCCGCCAUUCAAAUCACGGAACGUUCAAUUAUACCCAAGUGCACGUUUGAGAGGAUCCCAAGCAAGGUGUGGUACGUCUGUGCAAGGGUCCUGAUCACUGUUAUUACCGUCGCCAUCGCAUUGCUUGUGCCGCACUUCGCCGCUCUAAUCGCGAUCAGUGGGAAUCUCGGUGCCAUGACUGCCCUUAUAUUCCCGACUCUUUUCCACUUGCGGUUGAAGUACGAGGAGCUAUCUGUCUGGGAUAUAAUCCUGGACUUUUUUGUGCUGGUAUUAGGGAUUGCGAUGUUUGUUAUUGGCUCUGCGAUAGGAAUUAGACAGCUUCUUAAAUAGUAAUUUCGCAAAAGAAUACUUUACCAAUCGCUAUAUAUGUGUAAUAUAAUUCAUAAUUUUAUUUUAAAAAAACCGUAUGUGGCUUUGUACUAUGCGCAAAUUCAGAUAAUAAAGACAUUUUCGAAA